Lathyrus sativus (Indian pea) is the source of this 1743-nucleotide messenger RNA. NCBI's taxonomy places the organism in Eukaryota, Viridiplantae, Streptophyta, Magnoliopsida, Fabales, Fabaceae. The record is from the annotation of a GenBank genome assembly.
AUGCAGAAGGAUCAACUCAAGAAGGAUAUUAAAGAGGUAAAGUUUUUCACCGAGUACGGAGACGCCAACCGAUACAAAAUUCUCGAAGUUAUUGGUAAGGGUAGCUAUGGAGUUGUUUGUGCAGCAAUUGACACACACACUGGUGGAAAAGUAGCAAUCAAGAAGAUUCAUGAUGUUUUUGAACAUAACUGCGAUGCCAUUAGAAUCCUCAGGGAAGUCAAGUUGCUAAGACUUUUAAGACACCCUGAUAUUGUUGAGAUUAAGCGGAUUAUGUUGCCGCCUUCAAAGAGGGAGUUUAAAGAUAUUUAUGUUGUCUUUGAACUCAUGGAGUCUGAUCUCCAUCAAGUCAUCAAAGCUAACAAUGACUUGACUCGUGAACACCAACAGUUUUUUCUUUAUCAGAUGCUUCGAGCAUUGAAGUUUAUGCAUACAGCUAAUGUAUAUCACAGAGACCUCAAGCCGAAGAAUAUACUGGCAAAUGCAAACUGCAAACUCAAAGUCUGUGAUUUUGGACUUGCAAGAGUUGCAUUCAAUGAUACGCCAACAACAACUUUUUGGACGGAUUAUGUUGCUACAAGAUGGUAUAGAGCCCCUGAAUUAUGCGGAUCUUUCUUUGCUAAGUACACGCCCGCAAUUGAUAUAUGGAGCAUUGGAUGCAUUUUUGCAGAAGUGCUGACAGGAAAGCCAUUGUUUCCUGGUAAAAGUAUCGUGCAUCAAUUAGACUUGAUCACUGACCUUCUUGGAACACCACCAACCGAAAUUAUUGCAGGAGUUCGAAAUGAGAAGGCAAGGAAGUACUUGAUGGACAUGCGGAAGAAACUUCCUGUGCCAUUUGAACUAAAAUUUCCAGAUGCUGAUCCAUUGUCUCUUCGCCUAUUGCAAAGGCUUUUGGCAUUCGACCCAAAGGAUCGGCCCACAGCUCAAGAGGCGCUAGCUGAUCCUUUCUUCAAGGGUUUGGCCAGAAUUGAGAGAGAACUUUCUUCUCAGCCAAUUUCAAAAAUGGAGUUUGAGUUUGAGAGAAGGCGGGUGUCAAAAGACGAUAUUAAGGAACUAAUAUAUCGGGAAAUACUGGAAUAUCAUCCGCAGCUGCUUAAAGAUUACAAAAAUGGAACUGAAGGCACAAGCUUCAUGUACCCUAGUGCAAUAGACCAGUUCAGAAAGCAAUUUGCUUAUCUUGAAGAGAAUAAUGGUAAAUGUGGUCCGGUGAUUCCUCCAGCAAGGAAGCAUGUCUCCCUUCCAAGGUCCACUGUUCUCUCUAGUACAAUUCCUCCCAGUAUGCAACCAUUCAAAAUUUCUAGAGCAGCAGAAUCAAAUACUUUAAGCCAAUCAAAGGGUUUACGACCUCCUCCAAGAGCGCCAGCAGCCAAACCAGGUAGAAGUAUAGGGCCUGUUCACUGUGACAAUGGCAGAAGCACAAAAGAUAAUUAUGAUGCAAGAAUCUUCUACCAGAAUACUAUUCCUCAAUCAAUCUCUCCACAUCCUUUCCAAAGGGUUGCACACGCACAACGAAUUUACAAGGAUAAUUCACAAGGCAAACAUCAACUCUCACCACAGAAGCGUAGCGUGCCACCCAGACCAGCCAUCGAUCUUAAUACCAAUCCAUACCACCAGCAGGCCAAGAAUGAUCUGUUAAACGAUCCUGUCACUGUUAUUGACACAAAAUUGUUAAAAGCACAAUCUCAAUUUGGCGCAGCUGGUGCUGCUCACAGGCAUUCUGCAGGCGUUCAGUAUGGAGUGUCAUAG